AUGGCUCCCUAUCCUCUCGCUACAAUCUAUCUCGACCAUUGAUUUACAAUCUUCCUUUUCAGUUUUCAAAUCAAUAGCUCAAUUUAAGUUAAGUUUGCUGGGAUUGUUUAUUUAUUUCAGUGUAUAUAUAUAUUUGCUUGUUCUCAGAUUCCUCCAGAAAAAGCGUCUUCCAGAUCCGCGUUUGUUUCUCUCUUGACUCAAUGUUCCAAAAACUUGGGUUUUCCGAAAAGCUUCAGCUAGGCAAGCAAUUUUAUUGUAAAUUUGUUUGUUAAUUAAAAGGUUUUAUUACGAAUCUGAAAGCGUGAUGUUGUACGACCCUUCGCUUAUUUUAGCCCAAAUUGUUUGCCUUCAAUGUUUAUACUACCUUACACUUGGAGCUUUCUCGUCCUUUCUUGUGGGCUCUCGAGCAUCUCGUAUGAGUUUGGUCUAUCUCUUUGACUUUGUUACUGUUACUGCCUCUACCGUUACCGGCUGGUUUGCCAUUGCUGCCUUUUUUCUCACCUCUAUUUCGGGAUCUGUCUACAUGCUUUAUUUGAUUGAAAGGGAAAAGAAAUGCUUAGAUUUUGCAGCCACCCUCUAUAUUAUCUAUCUUUCUAUAUGCACCAUAUAUGGAGGUUGGCCCUCCUCGGUAACAUGGUGGGUUGUCAAUGUUACUGGAUUUGCAGUGAUGGCUUUGCUGGGUGAAUACUUAUGCAUUAGACGGGAAAUGAGAGAGAUUCCCAUAACACGAUAUGGUUGAGGAAAUCGAAAGAGCUUGGAUAAUAAACAUGAUGGAAAGCAAGUGUUUCGGAGUUCUGCACAUGAUGGAAAGCAGCCAUAAAGCUUGGGAUAUUGGUGCUUAAAAGUAAAUCAUAUAUGCAGCUGAGCUUACAAGGUAAGGUAUUUGUAGAGGAAGAUCUAAAUAUAUAAUUGAAAGUUACAAAGUUGAUAGUGUGUCUGAUACUAUUCUCUGACUUUAUCUGUGCAUAGUUUUGGUUGAUUUUUCAUUCUUUAAUGAUAUCGUUUGAUUGAUUCUUUUUGGUCUGAAA
Gossypium raimondii (Peruvian cotton) is the source of this 1028-nucleotide messenger RNA. RefSeq lists its product as uncharacterized. Lineage: Eukaryota; Viridiplantae; Streptophyta; Magnoliopsida; Malvales; Malvaceae. The coding region runs from base 305 to 739 and encodes 144 amino acids. Gene Ontology annotation, cellular component: trans-Golgi network; Golgi membrane. The record is from RefSeq and is a predicted model, not a curated record. Gene Ontology annotation, biological process: protein localization to Golgi apparatus; Golgi to plasma membrane protein transport; Golgi to endosome transport. The transcript has 2 exons.